Messenger RNA from Brachypodium distachyon (stiff brome), 4284 nucleotides. Its product is annotated as leucine-rich repeat receptor-like serine/threonine-protein kinase At1g17230. The record is from RefSeq and is a predicted model, not a curated record. Gene Ontology annotation, biological process: protein phosphorylation. The transcript is spliced from 3 exons. The coding region runs from base 543 to 3905 and encodes 1120 amino acids. NCBI's taxonomy places the organism in Eukaryota, Viridiplantae, Streptophyta, Magnoliopsida, Poales, Poaceae. Gene Ontology annotation, molecular function: ATP binding; protein kinase activity; protein binding.
CCCACGGCAGUCUCUCUUCUUCCUUCCCCAACCUCUCUAGCGCGUCGACGUGUGCACCGCAGGGCCACCUGUCCCUCCGCGCACCACCUGCUCGGCCAAAUGCCAACGCCAGCUCCAGUGGUCAACGCCGUCGCCAUGAUCCCCCACACACAGAUACACACAGUGUCACAGUGCACACCCCCCCUUAAAGCUCCACUCCCCCCCCGCUUCGAGUGGUCACCUACGGCCUCCGCCUCUCCCCCGCAGACACCCCCACUCACUCAAAAUCCCUAUUGCGCUUCCGCGCGCGACCUGUGACCAGUGCCGCCCACCUCGUCCGGCCGGUCCUGCUCGCCCGCCCAUGGCGGACUGUUGGGUGGAUUCCGCGGUGGCCUAGACCUAGAUAGCUGGGUGCGGGAAGGGGUCCUCUUGCUACUCUGUCUAACUGUCCAUGGCGCUCUGUUUCUUGGAGCGAGUUUAGUGCUCGUUGCGCGUCUUGCUGUGCCGCACCAGCUCCUCCUGGGGUUAACUUCGUCUCGUCUACUUGCGGCGGGGUUUCGGCAAUGGCGCGAUUCUUGCUCCCGCUGCUCCUGUUCGCCGCCGCCGCGUGCUCGGCCGUGUCGGCGAGCGAGGAAGAGCCGGCGGCGGCGGCGCUGCGGGAGUUCAAGCGCGCGCUGGCGGACAUCGACGGGCGCCUCUCGAGCUGGGACAACUCGACGGGCCGCGGGCCUUGUGAGUGGGCCGGCAUUGCCUGCUCCUCCUCCGGCGAGGUGACCGGCGUCAAGCUCCACGGGCUCAACCUCAGCGGGUCGCUCUCCGCCUCCGCCGCCGCCGCCAUCUGCGCGUCCCUCCCGCGCCUCGCCGUCCUCAACGUCUCCAAGAACGCCCUAUCCGGCCCCAUCCCGGCGACCCUCUCCGCCUGCCAUGCCCUCCAGGUGCUCGAUCUCAGCACCAACUCCCUCUCGGGCGCCAUCCCGCCGCAGCUCUGCAGCUCCCUGCCGUCCCUGCGCCGGCUCUUCCUCAGCGAGAACCUUCUCUCCGGCGAGAUCCCCGCGGCCAUCGGCGGCCUCGCCGCGCUCGAGGAGCUCGUCAUCUACAGCAACAACCUCACCGGCGCCAUCCCGCCGUCCAUCCGUUUGCUCCAGCGGCUUCGCGUCGUCCGCGCCGGGCUCAACGACCUCUCCGGCCCGAUCCCCGUCGAGAUCACGGAGUGCGCCGCCCUCGAGGUGCUCGGGCUCGCGCAGAACGCCCUCGCUGGCCCGCUGCCACCGCAGCUCUCCCGGUUCAAGAACCUCACCACGCUGAUCCUCUGGCAGAACGCUCUCACCGGCGAGAUCCCGCCGGAGCUCGGGAGCUGCACGAGCCUCGAGAUGCUCGCGUUGAACGACAAUGGUUUCACUGGUGGCGUGCCGAGGGAGCUCGGCGCGCUGUCCAUGCUCGUCAAGCUCUACAUUUACCGGAACCAGCUUGAUGGUACCAUCCCCAAGGAGCUUGGGAGCUUGCAGAGCGCCGUGGAGAUCGACCUGUCGGAGAACAGGCUCGUCGGAGUCAUCCCCGGUGAGCUUGGCAGGAUAUCCACGCUCCAGCUGCUCCACCUCUUUGAGAACCGUUUGCAAGGUAGCAUUCCGCCGGAGCUUGCACAGUUGAGUGUGAUAAGGAGGAUUGACCUGUCUAUCAACAACCUCACCGGCAAAAUUCCGGUGGAGUUUCAGAAACUCACCUGCUUGGAGUACCUGCAGCUCUUCAACAACCAAAUCCAUGGUGUCAUUCCUCCUUUACUUGGAGCCCGCAGCAAUCUCUCGGUGCUCGACUUGUCGGACAACCGGUUGAAGGGGAGAAUCCCACGUCAUCUCUGCAGGUAUCAGAAGCUUAUCUUCUUGAGCCUGGGGUCGAACCGUCUCAUCGGCAACAUACCUCCUGGAGUGAAGGCUUGCAUGACCCUGACACAGCUCCGGUUGGGAGGCAACAAGCUAACCGGGAGCCUGCCUGUGGAGCUGUCGCUGCUGCAAAACCUUUCUUCGCUUGAGAUGAACCGGAACCGGUUCUCCGGCCCGAUACCGCCUGAGAUCGGCAAGUUCAAGAGCAUGGAGAGGCUGAUUUUGGCGGAGAAUUACUUUGUCGGACAGAUACCUGCUUCCAUUGGCAACCUGGCGGAGCUUGUCGCCUUCAAUGUGUCGUCGAACCAGCUCGCUGGACCGGUCCCUCGGGAGCUGGCAAGGUGUUCAAAGCUCCAGAGGCUUGAUCUCAGCAGAAACUCCUUCACCGGAAUUAUUCCUCAGGAGCUCGGCACAUUAGUAAACCUGGAGCAACUGAAGCUAUCCGACAACAAUCUGACUGGAACUAUUCCGAGCAGUUUUGGAGGCCUUUCGCGGCUCACAGAGCUGCAGAUGGGAGGCAAUCUUCUGUCUGGUCAAGUGCCGGUUGAGCUUGGCAAGCUCAAUGCACUCCAGAUCGCUCUCAAUAUCAGCCACAACAUGCUCUCUGGUGAGAUUCCGACGCAACUAGGGAAUUUGCGCAUGCUGGAGUACCUGUACCUGAACAACAAUGAGCUUGAAGGAAAGGUCCCUUCCUCAUUCGGUGAACUCUCAAGCCUUAUGGAAUGCAACCUUUCUUACAACAAUCUUGUUGGGCCGCUUCCCGACACCAUGUUGUUCGAGCACCUGGAUAGCACCAACUUCCUUGGCAACGAUGGCCUUUGUGGUAUCAAAGGGAAAGCUUGUCCAGCUUCAUUGAAGUCAUCUUACGCAAGCAGGGAGGCGGCAGCGCAGAAGAGGUUUCUCAGGGAGAAGGUCAUCAGCAUUGUCUCCAUUACCGUGAUAUUGGUAUCAUUGGUGCUGAUUGCUGUCGUUUGCUGGCUCUUAAAGUCCAAGAUACCAGAGAUUGUAUCGAAUGAAGAGCGCAAGACUGGGUUUUCUGGUCCUCACUACUUUCUUAAGGAGCGGAUAACCUAUCAGGAGCUUCUGAAAGCGACUGAGGGCUUCUCGGAGGGUGCCGUGAUCGGAAGGGGUGCUUGUGGCAUAGUCUAUAAGGCUGUCAUGCCUGAUGGUCGGAGAAUUGCAGUAAAGAAGCUCAAGUGUCAAGGAGAGGGCUCCAGUGUUGACAGAAGCUUCCGAGCCGAGAUAACUACCCUUGGAAAUGUCAGGCACCGCAACAUUGUCAAGCUGUAUGGUUUCUGCUCCAACCAGGACUCCAAUCUUAUACUGUACGAGUACAUGGAAAAUGGUAGCCUUGGAGAGUUUCUCCAUGGUAAGGAUGCAUACCUCCUUGACUGGGACACCCGGUACCGGAUCGCUUUUGGGGCUGCUGAAGGCCUGCGGUAUCUUCAUAGUGAUUGCAAACCAAAGGUGAUUCAUCGUGACAUAAAGUCCAAUAACAUACUGCUCGAUGAGAUGAUGGAGGCUCAUGUGGGGGACUUUGGUUUGGCAAAAAUAAUUGACAUUUCCAACUCCAGAACAAUGUCAGCUGUUGCCGGAUCAUACGGUUACAUUGCCCCAGAGUAUGCUUUCACCAUGAAGGUCACUGAAAAGUGUGAUAUUUAUAGUUUCGGGGUGGUCUUGUUGGAACUGGUGACUGGGCAAUGUCCAAUUCAGCCGCUCGAGAAAGGAGGAGAUCUUGUGAAUUUGGUGAGGCGGACGAUGAACAGCAUGGCACCAAAUUCUGACGUUUUUGACAGCAGGCUCAAUCUGAACUCGAAGAGGGCUGUGGAAGAAAUGACUCUAGUGCUGAAGAUUGCACUGUUCUGCACCAGUGAAUCACCAUUGGAUAGACCUAGCAUGCGAGAAGUGAUAUCGAUGUUGAUCGAUGCCAGAGCCUCCUCUUGUGACUCGUAUUCGUCUCCAGCGUCAGAGCCACCCACUGAAGAUGAGUCCCAUUUUAAACUUCAGAGACAAGUACACCCAUGUACCAAAGGAGUAUACACUGCUUAAACUAAGUUGAUAGCUGAAGACCAUAUGUAAAUGCAUGGCUUGGGCUUCAGGAAGCUGUACGGCUAUAAUUUGACCUUCAAAUGAGAAAACAAAAUCUAUCUCUCUGACCAAGAUUAACCACCGGUUGAAGCAUUAGAAGUUGCUUAUUCUUACUUAGUAGCUGCUCUUUAAAAAGAGGCAGACUGAUAGACAUUUCAGAGUUUUUGUUAGGUAGAGAGGUUCAGUUCUACAAAGAUUCACUUGUUUAAGGCUGAUAUAAUACCGAUAGCAUAUUACUUUGCAUUGUACAUACUACAUAGAGCAGAUAUGGAGAUUAUGAAUUACAACGAAGGUAACAGACUAAAUUUCUGAUGAGUAAAAAAAAAAACACUUUUGUCUA